Molecule: messenger RNA, 2377 nt
Organism: Phymastichus coffea
Lineage: Eukaryota; Metazoa; Arthropoda; Insecta; Hymenoptera; Eulophidae
Exons: 4
Coding region: 108-2225 (705 amino acids)
Molecular function (GO): protein binding
Source: RefSeq, a predicted model, not a curated record
GUGUGUCCACGCUUACUAUUGUAAAUUUUCAAGAAUACAAGCUACUUGCUCGACUGUUGAAGAACUCGUUAAAUCAGAUAAAUACACAUCGACCUCCUGUGUGCAAAAUGUCAGUUUACUUGGGCAAUAAAGCAUCAUCCUCAUCUUCGAGUAGCAGUAGCACCAGUUGCAGUACUAGCAGCUUAGGGUCGACGGGAUGUUUUUCGGAAACGAGUUUCAGCUCGUUGAGUACUAUUAUCGCACCUCAAGCUGGCGUCAAACCAUUUGGAGAUCCUGAUUAUAAUUAUUUUUGGAUUCAAAAUCAGUCGAAGACUAAUCCAAAAGCUUCAUACUACUAUAACUACAAAAGCCACAGUGUUGUUUGGAGUAGGCCUCUGCCGAAAACUGUUCCUCUUCCUCUUUAUUCAACUGCAUGGGUUCCUCAGCCAAAAAAUAUAUCAGAGGGUGAAGAAGAGGUAAUUGUUUCAGAUCCUGAAGAUGCUUUUCAAAAACAAAGAAGACUGCAAAUAAAACAGAGAAAUAGACGGCUAGCAUCAGAAAAUAGAUCUGGAACUAUAUAUGUACUUUCUGUUGAUAAUGCAGUGAAAAGUAAAAAAAAACUUGAUGUUCUUUGGAAAUUGUAUAGAUUGCCUGGUGAAAGUGUCGAAGAUGUUAAGAACCGAUUACUGAUGCCUAUAGAAAGUGAAGUUCAAAUAAAAACUGAAGUUUUAUCUAAUGAAGAUGAAAACAGUAAUACUGAAGAUAUUUCAGUUAUUAAUAUAAAGGAAGAGCCUAAUACUUAUGAUGAUUAUUCUUUGGAGGUUCAAGAAGCUAGUCAAAGUAUUAAUGAGCUAGAAAAUCAUUCUGAUUCUGAUCCAGAUAAUGUUGAUUUCUUGAUCCAGCAAGAUUAUAAUGUUGCAAAUAGUUAUGAUUCUGAAUUGGAACAUGAUAGUUACAAUGAAAAUGAUUCUUGUGAUAGUAGCCAGAAAGAAGAAAGUUCAGAUAAUGAAAAAGAGGAGUCUUCCUGGGACUCUAAUGAUGAGUCAAUGGAUGAACUCGAAAAAUGGAGACAAGAAGUUAAGAAUUCUUUUAAUAAGCAAUCAUUAAGGGAAUUGCAAAAUGAUACCAUAAUAGAACCUAUUAUUGAAAACUGCAAUUCAGAAGAGCCAGAGGUGAUUAAUGAUUUCGUUAAUAACUUUUUGUUAUCAGACAUGCUUGAAAUAGAAAUUGAUGAGAAUGAGAAAGAAAAUAUGUUUGUAGAAUUUAAUAAUACAGCAGAGAAUGAUAAAUGGGAAGAAGUAAACUGGAAUUUUGAAAAAUCAUCAGAAUCUGUUAUAAACUCGUUGUUGACUCGAGAAGCGUUAAAUCCUAUGUUCAAAGUAUCGAAGUCUAGACCAUUUCAAAGUAAGCAGAAAAAUAAGAUACUAACAAAAAGAACACUUGUUGAGACGAGACGAGUACCAAAACUAAUAAUCAAGAAAGAGCCUUAUUACCAUAUCAAGCAAGAGUCAGACACCGCUAUCAGUAAACCACUCGUCUAUGACAUGUAUGGCACUCGCACGACCAAUUACGAUUACUUUCCACAAUCAAAAGAAUCUCCUUUGCAAAAUGACAUUGUUGCAAGCGAUAGUAGCAAUGAAGAAUCGGUCAUAGAAACUAUCGCUCAAAGAAUCAAAAAUGUACCUCGUCGUGCGUCACAAAACGACGAAAAAAAGAUGAAUGGAAACCAGGAUGCGCUGGAGCUGAAAAAUUGGUUUCCCAAGAGUGAACUGGACAGCCGCAAAAGAAAAAAGUCCGAUGACGAGUGGUUGGUACCAUCAGAUUUAUCGUCUAAUUCGGACUUGGACGAAAGCGAUAUUAAGGUGCUGAGGAGAAAACGAAAAAAAAUAAGAUCCAGCAUCGAUGAGCAAGAAUGCCAGCCUGCAUCAACAACGUCGGGCAACAGCAAGCAACAGCAGCAGGCAUUGACCUUAGCAAUGGACCUAAGUACAGCGAAAGUCGAGUCGUAUUCCUUACAGAAAGAUCUGAUCGAAUUCACGCAAGAGGGAGGCUUCACGAUGAAAACGCAAGAGAAGGAGAAGAAGGAUGUCGUGCAGAACGAAAAACCAAAGGAAGAAGAGAACGAUGCUACUACGGAUUCUGAGUCUGACUCAAGUUCGUGCUGCUCGCGACCCUCAUGCUCGUGCUCCUCGUCUUCAAGUUCCUCUAGUUCGAGCGACGAUGAGAAUGAUAAACAGGCGAAAUAGCAAGAUUUGUAGUUACUAUGUUCUUUCUUUUUUUAUUUUUUCGUUCUCGUAAAAAUGUCGGUGCUUAGGUCAUUUUGUUACUAAUUUUGUUAAUUUCGUUUAGCAUAAUUAACAUUAUAUUUAUUUAAUAUUAUUUUUUUGUAUUAAGUACU